GUCAGGUUGAUCAUUACAUCAACAACAUACACAGAAUCAACAUCGGGGUGAUGACAGCUAUUUGGAAUGUAAACGCCCGCGCCCGCGCGGCGCCUCUUAGCAUUUAACUAGUAAUUAGGUGGUGGCUAAACGUAACGCCCUGUCCCCGCCUCCCUUAUUUUAGACUCGGAGGGGCGGACUAGGCGCCCAUUUCGUGACGGGGACUCAUGAGUGACUGUACGUCGGUUCGGUUCGCCGUUCCCCCUUAAAACUCAUACGAAUACUGAAACGUGUCAUUCGGUUAGAGUCGCGGGUGGAGGUAACGUUGGCGUUGGCGACGUGCAUUAGACUUCUCAAGUGUGUGUAAGCGGAAUACAAUACUCAGUGUAACAGUGGAUAGAGAGUGGUGGAUCGAAUAUCGCUCGCAUUCAGUGUGUGGGGCUACAGCGGGCAAGAUGGCCACCCAUCUACGCUCUCCGCCUUGGACUACCUCAAUUAUACUGUUCUACACUGUAUUUAGCAGUCUUCAGCUGACUUACGGCUUGAUUCGUUGUUACUGUGAUUCCCCAACUUGUGUUGGAUCGGGAUAUAUGUGCAAGUCGAAUACCGGAUGCUAUUCGGAACUCUAUGAGGAAAAUGAUUCAAAUGACCGACCACUCAGUCCACAUGGCUGUAUGGAGUCGAUAGACAUUGAACUAUGUGAAACAGGAGAAACGGCGGGAACACAACCGCCAAACAGGACAGCUAAUUUGUCGAUAUUGAAAUGUUGUAAGGACGACUUGUGUAACUACAAUAGAUUAGACAACACGGAUAUUAUAGCGCAAAAUUCAGAAGAUUUUCCAGACGCACAAAUGGAUAGCAAUACGGCACAUGAUCUGGUGGAACAGUCCCGAGCCGUCUGGUUCCGUGCAGCUGUCAUCGCCGUGCCCAUAGCAGGCGGAUGCAUACUAAUUCUUCUCAUCCUGCUGGCCGUGCGCAUGCUCAGAAACGAGGAAAAAAGGUUUAAAAGACUGCAGGCGAAACGGAGAGACACGUUCACUGCUCUACAUAGGGGUUGUUAUGACAACAGGAACUUCAAAAAUGUGCAUAUUAACAUUGAGAAUAAUUUACAGACUAAGGGCGGCCAAGAUCUUAAACCGUCAAAAGUUAUCAACAUGGAGGUGAAAAACGUAAACGAGCUCCCCAAAAGUGUGCUCGUCGUUCAAUGGGACAAACACAACAUAAACGAGAAUGUGGACGCUGUGUAGCAACGAGUCACUUUCUUUCUUUCUGUCUUUCCUUAUUUCUUUCUAAUUAUCAUGUACAUAGCAUAUUUUGCUUCAUUAUAUAUAUUUAAAUAACUUAAGGACUCUAUGUGACUAUUUAUGAACAACAAAACAAAAACAUAUAAAUGUUGAAGUUGAUAAACAAUUAUUCACGAUUCUAGAGAAUAGCUUCUCCACCAUGAACUGUUGUAUCCAUGCCAACCAGCUCUUGAG
This is a messenger RNA of Saccoglossus kowalevskii, 1457 nucleotides long. RefSeq names its product BMP and activin membrane-bound inhibitor homolog (gene bambi). Lineage: Eukaryota; Metazoa; Hemichordata; Enteropneusta; Harrimaniidae. The record is from RefSeq and is marked provisional.